AUGUCAAACCACGUGCUUGUACAGCUGACCAAAAUGAACCAAAGACCCGUUUGGUGGAUCAUUCUGGGACGUAACGGAGAUUAUUAUUCUAACCUUUCAACACUUCCAUCUGGGCUUCUCUCCUUUGUCAGUUCGUUGAGAGCAGCAGCCAUUGUGUUGAGUCUGCUAUUGUUGGUGCAAUUGUCUAGAGGAGUUACCUCUGGGUUGUUGAUACACUCGAAGCCUUGUGGAAAUUAUCAUCUCAGCUAUUCAAGUGGUCCUGGUCAUGAAUUGUUAUACAUAAAUGGGAAAUUGGUAAACAAGGAUUUGUUCUGCAAGGCCCUCAAAUUGUUCCAUGCAAAUCAUUGCUUCAAUAUAGGAGACCUCAGAAAUAAAUACUGCCGAUCAGAUCAUUCAUUAGAUGAGUUACGCCUGGUGGCAGGAAGAAAGUUUUUGUGGGAGGCGGGUAGAGAAGAAUUUACAGGACAAAAUUUUGGUCAGAAAAGCCAGGCGAAUAAAGAAAAAGAUACUCACAAAUCUCUCUUGACCACAAAUAGGUUGGCCAUGGCAGUCCCAGGAGUUUUCAUUCUGUGUUGCAGUUUACUUUGCCCCUGCUUUCGGGCAAGGAGGAGAGAUACUUCCCAUGUUGUUCUUGUGAAGGAACAAAGUUCAAUGGAUUCCGUUUCGUCUUUGGAAAUGAAUUCGGUUGCUGAAAAGAUUCCAGCAAGUCCAACGCGAGUGCCACCUAGUCCUUCUAGAUUUUCCAUUUCGCCAAAGCUUAAUAGAGUUGGAUCAGUUCAUCUCAAUAUGAAUCAGGUUGCUAGAGCUACUCACAAUUUCUCAGCAACAUCUAAGUUAGGUGAAGGAGGGUUUGGAACUGUCUACAAGGCUCAGCUACCAGAUGGCCAGGUAGUUGCCAUAAAACGAGCAAAGAAGGAAUACUCCGAAACUCUAGCAACUGAAUUCAGAAGUGAAGUUGAACUCCUGGCAAAAAUUGAACAUCGAAAUCUAGUGAAGCUACUUGGCUAUGUCGAUAAAGGAAGUGAGCGUAUUCUCAUCACGGAGUAUGUGCCGAAUGGGACUCUUAGAGAACAUCUUGAUGGUAAUGUUUUCAAACUCUAA
Messenger RNA from Ilex paraguariensis (yerba mate), 1101 nucleotides. The record is from the annotation of a GenBank genome assembly. NCBI's taxonomy places the organism in Eukaryota, Viridiplantae, Streptophyta, Magnoliopsida, Aquifoliales, Aquifoliaceae.